Neospora caninum is the source of this 1659-nucleotide messenger RNA. RefSeq lists its product as hypothetical. NCBI's taxonomy places the organism in Eukaryota, Apicomplexa, Conoidasida, Eucoccidiorida, Sarcocystidae. The record is from RefSeq and is a predicted model, not a curated record. The transcript has 5 exons. The coding region runs from base 1 to 1659 and encodes 552 amino acids.
AUGAUCGAUCGUCUCCAGGAUCUUCACCGCGUUGCGGCCGCAGAGACCAACGUGGCCGAGCGGCCGGAAUCAAGCCCACAGAACUUCCUUCCAGGCGAAACCAGCAUCAGGCUGCACCAUCCCGUUUCCUGCGAGAACAGUUCGGCACUCUCUGGGUUUCCAGGCAACGCCGCAGCGGCGGCGGCGCUUCGCUAUUCCCAGGCACUCUGUGUCCGGCCGCCCGCGUCUCCCAUGGGGUCUUCAAAGAAAACGCCAUCUGUCUCUACGGCACCGUCGGAAGCCCCGGCAAAGUCGCCUCCGAUCGCGCCGUCCCCCUUUCCACCUCUGUCCUCGUUUUUCCCGUCUUCCGUCCCGUCUACUGAAGUGCACGCCGCGCCGCAGGACCAGACGACAGACCGGGAAAGACACGUCGCAGGCGACGCGUGCCCCUUUCCGGUUAACUCGCCAGAGAUGUCUUGCUCGUCGGAGACAUCAGCGGAUUCCCUCUCUGAUGCUUCUGAGUCGGGGCCUGCCUUCGGGCGGAAGCGACUUAAGGACGGGCCACAGCGCGCGCCUUGCCUGGUGGGUUCCGAGGACUCCGGCCUCUCCCCUGACGGAGGCUCUUCUCUUUUCCCUUUCCUACGGAAAGCGAAAGCCCUAAAGAUUGCGAUCAAUGAGGUCCUUCUCCAGCAACAACAAACAGGAUAUCUUCUGCUUCUGCACCCUCCAGGGGCGGCCGCUCCGCUCCAACCCUAUUGCUGCUCUGGAUGUACACCGAACGGCGGCACUGGUGGAAGCGGCCAUGCAACUCGCGACGUAGGACUCUGCUACAACUGCGAACUCGCGAACAAGGUGCAUGCGGCUCAGCAGCUGCUGCAGCGGGCACACAACGCGCUGGGACAGCUCCAACGGCAGUAUGAGGAAGAUGAACAGCGACACACGCGUUUCCAGGAGGCGCAACAGAACCAGGCCGGAUCCUUCUUGAAACACGUGCACAUGCAAAAGACUUCCGCAGCGUGUGCGGCAGAGCUCCGCAUCCGGAGAAGUGUUAUUCAGCAGCAACAGCAACAACUUCAAGUGGCUCUGGAACAGCAGCAGCAGCUCGAGCAAGAUCUCCGCGUGCGGUGGGAAGGCGAAGUGUCUGCUGAGAUGCGAAUUUUGUAUCCGGAAGCGUCUGCCGCGGAGCUGCAACAGGCAGUCCAGCGGAUCGGCGAGAACACCUUCGAGGGGGACCAGACAACCUUAGCAGUUGCUGCAACAGCUGCAGCGGCUGCGGGUUCCACCGAAGCCGCGGACGUUCUGGCAGCGAAGUGCCGCCAGCUGCAAAAACUUGGGGCAAAUGGUGUCUGUGCUCUGGGACGCGUUUGGCUGUUGAACGCUUCAGGUCUUAUUGAAGUGCAGCGGAUGGUAGAAGAAAUGCAACGCCAACAGGAGUCGAGACAGCAGCAGUUGUGUUCAAUAGCUGAAGCUGCAGCGUGUAGCAAGCAAAAUACGGCGGCUGCAGUCCACGAUAUGCUUCUGGCGAGGAAGUACCAGAGACGGGCUUACCGGCACUCCCUGCUGAUGCUCGGUGCCCUUGUAGCUCUCUUUCUUUUCUUCUUUCUCCCCACGUCGCCGCUGCUACCUAUGCUGUUCUGGCUCCACGGCGAGUCCCCACCACCGUCCCCUCCGAUACCCUAG